Conger conger (European conger) is the source of this 2264-nucleotide messenger RNA. RefSeq names its product interaction protein for cytohesin exchange factors 1 (gene ipcef1). Lineage: Eukaryota; Metazoa; Chordata; Actinopteri; Anguilliformes; Congridae. The coding region runs from base 281 to 1564 and encodes 427 amino acids. The record is from RefSeq and is a predicted model, not a curated record. The transcript is spliced from 11 exons.
AGAACGUAUUGCAGUUUAUUUAGUUUUUCAAAGCAUCCUAGAACGCAACAAGAGUUAUUAAUGAGUAAAUCACCAAAUCACUUGGCGAAUAGGAAACAGGCCAAAUUCGCACACAGGUGAAGUGUGAUAUUAAACGUUAUACGGUUGUGCCUGGAUUUAGCCUCGUAUUUUCCCCGGAAAAAUAAUUUGACCAUUUUGGCCUACUUAAUUUGCAUCCCAGAACACAGAAAAGGUGAUCUUUACGCUUCUCUGGAACGUAUUGCCAGUAGUAGUAGUCAAAAUGCGAAGUCUAAAAUCGUGGAUUAUGGCUGCUUUUCCUGCCCUGCUUGCACAUCCAAUGGCAGCCAGUGACUAUCACUCUGUGUCCUUUUUCCAGAAGCCCAGGAGGAAACCCAGAGGCAAUGUGAGAAUGAGUCGGAGGAGGAUCUCCGUGAAGGACCUGGGGCAGGUGGACUGUCAGGGCUGGCUCUACAGGAAGAAAGAGGGCAAGGCUUUCCUUGGGAACAAAUGGAAGAAGUACUGGUUUCUGCUGAAGAAGACCUCUCUCUACUGGUACACUGGUCAGUUGGCUGAGAAAGCUGAAGGGUACAUAAACCUUGCCGAUUUCACCAUUGACCAGGCUGUGGAGUGCAAGAGGAAACACGCGAUGAAGGCCUGCCGCCCCCAGAUCGCGACGUUCUACUUUGCGGCGGAAAGCAGCAGCGAGAUGAACAGAUGGCUGAAUAAACUUAAAUUAUUGCCGACACAGACGGAGCCGGUGGAAAGAAGCUCUGGAGAAUGUUACAGUGAAGCAAGUGAUAAUGAGGAGGCUGAGCUGACGGAUGCAAACUCUUCUUCAAACCCAGAGCAGGCCUCGACCUCAGUGAGCCUCCCACCAACUUCCUCCUCACCUUCUCCCAAUAAGACCAGUGACCCCGGCCCUUCUCCUGCCAGUGUGACGACGUCACAGAGCUCCUUGACCAAUCACAGUCAGUCCUGGCUGGAAAUCUCCAUUAACUCCUCCCCUGGGAGUGUGGCGGCUGUGGGCUGCUCCUCGCACGAUGUCAGUGCGCUGCCCCUACAGGCAGACAGCGAGACCUGCAGUGAGGAGGGCUCCCAGAAUCCUUCAUCCUCACAGGCCUCACCACUGAUUGUGCUGGGCAGGAACCACCAUCAGGAUGAAGUGGCUCUGUCAUCGUCAGAGCAUCAAGACGCCACAUCUGAUGAAAUGGAACAACUGUACAUACAUCUGAAGCAAGCAAGCCUAUCUCCGAUUGGAGAACACAAACCUUCAACCAAAAAGGAUUUCAGAAGUUCCUUCAUAAAGCGUUGUAAAAACCACUCCAUCAAUGAGAAGCUGCACCUUGUAAGGACCCUGAACAGCACUCUAAAGGCUAAAGAGGCGGACCUGCUGACCAUUGAUCAGCUACUGGCCGAUCCCAGUCUGAGCGCGGUCAGGUACAGACAGUGGAAGGAGGCCAACAUGUUGCUGCUUCAGGAGAUCUGCCACGGACAGGGUCCCUGGAGCAGGGACCAGCCCACCCCAGCUGCCCACACAAUCCUCUACACCGAGACCAGUGUGUGAACCAGACCCGGGACAAAUGCAUAAUCUCUUUAGAUUCACUUUUAUCAGACAGACAAUUUAAUUACAACAAAUGGAGCUGGAGUGUAUGCAGUUCCAGUAGGUUGCAUCUUUCUCAACUUCAUGCUUUUUGUUAUUUGAGGUUUUGUUUUGCCCACGUGGGUUCAUCAUUUUCACCUGCACCUUUUGUUCUGGUACCGUUUUAUUUUGUCCUUAUGUGUUUGUUUUCGUUUUUAAAAACUGGGAAUUCACAUGUCUAGAAUUUACUCCCCCACAUACAUAUUCACUUAUUUGAAUAAAUAUCGCACUACUGACUCCUUUCUUAAAAAUGUUAAGGUUGUCUAAGUAAGAUUAGCUUCACUGCUUAAAAAGCAUUGCACUGGGAUGACCUUUCUUUUUGACUUCUAUAUGAACACAAUUGAAUAUAAUGAAAAUAUUUUGUUUGAUGAACAGUGAAUAAAAGUCUUAGUUUUAACUUUUUAACAACAGUACGAUUUUAAAUGCAUUAAAUAAUGAUUUUAAUAAUAGCAUCAUUUUAUGCGUCUGAUCUAAAUGCUACUGUAAAUGUAUUUUGUACAGGUGAUACUGUAAAACGGUUGUAUUUAUUUCUGUUUCACUUGUAAGUAUGGAAGUACUUGUAUAAAUAUAAUUAUACAAAAAUUGUUUGGAACUUUGCAUCUAUAAAACAAUUUAAAAAGUGCCA